This is a messenger RNA of Chinchilla lanigera (long-tailed chinchilla), 9614 nucleotides long. RefSeq names its product zinc finger protein 609 (gene Znf609). Gene Ontology annotation, cellular component: nucleus. The coding region runs from base 1298 to 5530 and encodes 1410 amino acids. The transcript is spliced from 10 exons. NCBI's taxonomy places the organism in Eukaryota, Metazoa, Chordata, Mammalia, Rodentia, Chinchillidae. Gene Ontology annotation, biological process: regulation of transcription by RNA polymerase II. The record is from RefSeq and is a predicted model, not a curated record.
GCUUGAGAGCUUUCUCCGACUACACUGUAGAAAUCACUCCUUUUUCCUCUUUUGCAGUUGAAUCCUACCCAGUAUUAUGCUCUUUCAGGAGGAGAUGAGUAUUGAAAUGUUCAGCGUUGAACUAUGUCACAUGUAAAUACAUUUAUUUUUGUCACAUGUAAAUUUAAAACAGGAAACCCUUCGCUUUCUGCACCUACCAAGUCCUCACUUGUGACAUCUUACGGUGCAGACUGUUCUGCCCCCGUGCUGUCCAAGAGCAAUGAAUAUUGGUGGACCGACGGGAUUAUGUUUCUAGACCAGACAGGCUUAGUGUUGUCUUUAGCUUUCCACUUUCCCACCCUCCUUUUCUUUUUGUGGAGAUGGAGAUGAAAAGUAAAGCGAUUUUAUGACUCAUUCUAUCUCCCAGGCGCAUGCUAUCUUAAGUGGCACUAGUGAAGGAUGCCUCAGGAUAAGCAGAGAAAGGAAAGAUAACUGCAAAGCUGAAUAAAAUGGUCAAGGACACCGGAAAGACAUAACAGGGGUUAAGUAGUGGGAAGCUUUAAGAAUUAAGAUAAAUUUAUUUGCUGUGGCAGGAGGUGGAAGCUUAGCAGGUUGUCAAGAAUAUGCCGUUGCUCAAGUGAUAGGUGGGAGGGUUCAUGUAAACAGGGACUGAAUGCCUACUGUGUACUAGAUAGUUGGGCAAUCAGAGAUAAGGCAAGAUAAAAGUUACCAUGGAUAGCAAUAGGAUAGUGGGUUGGAAGGACAGACGAAGACUUACAUGGUAAGGGCUAGGGAUGUGGCUCAAUGGUAGCGUGCCUAACGCGCUAGAAGCCCUGGGUUAGAUCCCCAGCGUUGGGGGAGGGGGGAUGGGAAGGGGAGGAGCUUUUAAAUACUACGUAAUAAAAAGCAAGAUUUAACGACACCGAAUGGUGGGUUUAAAAGGGAUCUAGAAGGAUUGGAAAUGCUUGCUUCGUACGGAAAAACAAGUAAUCGUACGGGGGGGAAAUGAGAACAAAGGGUAAAAAAAAAAAUUAAGGGGUUUGCUGAACUGUGGGGUAAAACGGAUGCAACUGUCAUGAGCUCUGGUUGCGCUUCUGUCCUUUGUGGACGUUCACGUUCAGACCCCAGGUAGGCCUCUCCGCGCCCCAUGGCUGAAGGUCAUCGACGGAAAUGGUGUCUUCUGUAUUUAAGCAAUGAUGUUGUCCACUGGGCAUGUACUGACCAAUGUGGCAGGUCUGAGAACAUAGCUGAAGCUGAAAAUAGGAAAGCUGGGGGCAAGGAAGAGCCUUGAAUCUUGAGGUGGGACGUUGACUCUAAGAUGUCCUUGAGCAGUGGAGCCUCCGGAGGGAAAGGAGUGGAUGCAAACCCGGUUGAGACAUACGACAGUGGGGAUGAAUGGGACAUUGGAGUAGGGAAUCUCAUCAUUGACCUGGACGCCGAUCUGGAAAAGGACCAGCAGAAACUGGAAAUGUCAGGCUCAAAGGAGGUGGGGAUACCGGCUCCCAAUGCUGUGGCCACACUACCAGACAACAUCAAGUUUGUGACCCCAGUGCCAGGUCCUCAAGGGAAGGAAGGCAAAUCAAAAUCCAAAAGGAAUAAGAGUGGCAAAGACACUAGCAAACCCACUCCAGGGACUUCCUUGUUCACUCCAAGUGAGGGGGCAGCUAGCAAGAAAGAGGUGCAGGGGCGCUCAGGAGAUGGUGCCAAUGCAGGAGGCCUGGUUGCUGCUAUUGCUCCCAAGGGCUCGGAGAAGGCGGCUAAGGCGUCACGCAGUGUAGCCGGCUCCAAAAAGGAGAAGGAGAACAGUUCGUCUAAGAGCAAGAAGGAGAGAAGCGAAGGAGUGGGGACUUGUUCAGAAAAGGAUCCUGGGGUCCUCCAGCCAGUUGCCUUGGGAGGACGGGGUGGGCAGUUUGAUGGAAGUGCGGGGGUGGAUACAGGCGCUGUGGAGCCACUUGGGAGUAUAGCUAUUGAGCCUGGGGCAGCGCUCAAUCCUUUGGGAGCUAAACCGGAGCCAGAGGAAGGGGAGAAUGAGUGUCGCCCGCUAAAGAAAGUCAAGUCUGAAAAGAUGGAAUCCCCUGUCUCCACGCCAGCGGUGCUACCACUGCACCUUUUGGUACCGGUGGUCAAUAAUGACAUCUCAUCUCCCUGUGAGCAGAUCAUGGUUCGCACCCGAUCUGUUGGGGUCAACACAUGUGAUGUGGCUCUAGCCACAGAGCCUGAGUGCUUGGGCCCCUGUGAACCUGGAACCAGCGUCAACCUUGAAGGCAUCGUGUGGCAGGAAACAGAAGAUGGGAUGCUGGUGGUGAACGUGACGUGGAGGAACAAGACGUACGUGGGAACGCUGCUCGACUGCACACGGCACGACUGGGCACCCCCACGGUUCUGUGACUCCCCCACCAGUGACCUGGAAAUGCGCAACGGUCGAGGGCGGGGCAAACGCAUGCGUCCCAACAGUAACACCCCUGUCAGUGAGACGGCCACUGCCUCUGACAGCAAAGGGACCAGCAGCAGCAGCAAAACGCGAGCAGGAGCCAGCAGCAAAGGCCGUCGGGGCAGCCAGAAUUCUUCAGAGCAUCGCCCACCUGCCAGCGGCUCGUCUGAGGAUGUCAAGGCCAGCCCUUCCUCUGCCAGUAAGAGGAAAAACAAGCCCCUGUCAGACAUGGAGCUGAAUUCCAGCUCAGAGGACUCCAAGGGGAGCAAGCGAGUCCGGACAAACUCCAUGGGCUCAGCCACUGGCCCCCUCCCUGGGACCAAGGUGGAGCCCACCGUCCUGGAUAGAAACUGUCCUUCCCCAGUCCUGAUUGACUGUCCCCACCCAAACUGCAACAAGAAGUACAAGCACAUCAACGGGCUCAAGUACCACCAGGCCCACGCCCACACGGACGAGGACAGCAAGCCAGAAGCAGAUGGAGACAGCGAGUAUGGAGAGGAGCCCGCCCUCCACGCAGACCUCGUGAGCUGCAAUGGAGCGCCCGUCUCCCAGAAAGGCUCCCUGUCCCCUGCCCGCUCAGCUACCCCCAAAGUUCGGCUCGUAGAGCCCCACAGCCCUUCUCCGUCAAGCAAAUUCAGCACAAAAGGCCUCUGUAAGAAAAAGCUGAGUGGGGAAGGGGACACGGACCUCGGGGCCUUAUCCAAUGACGGCUCUGAGGAUGGGCCGUCAGUCAUGGACGAAACAAGUAAUGAUGCCUUUGACUCUUUGGAAAGAAAGUGCAUGGAAAAAGAAAAAUGUAAAAAACCCUCUAGUUUGAAACCUGAAAAGAUGCCUUCCAAGAGCUUGAAAUCAGCCCGGCCCAUCGCGCCUGCCAUCCCCCCGCAGCAGAUCUACACCUUCCAGACGGCCACGUUCACGGCGGCGAGCCCGGGCUCGUCCUCAGGCCUCACCGCCACAGUGGUGCAGGCCGUGCCAAACAGCCCGCAGCUCAAGCCCAUCCAGCCCAAGCCCACCGUGAUGGGGGAGCCCUUCACAGCCAGCCCCGCCUUGACGCCCGCCAAGGACAAGAAGAAGAAGGACAAAAAGAAGAAGGAGUCGUCCAAGGACCUGGAAAGUCCUCUCACCCCUGGGAAGGUCUGUCGAGCAGAAGAAGGAAAAAGCCCCUUCAGGGAAUCGUCAGGAGAUGGGGCGAAGAUAGAGGGGCUCCUGAAUGGCUCCUCUGACCCCCACCAAAGCCGCCUGGCGAGCAUCAAGGCAGAGGCCGACAAGAUCUAUAGCUUCACAGACAACGCCCCCAGCCCUUCCAUUGGAGGCGGCAGCCGCCUGGACAGCACACCCCCAACCCAGCCCCUGACGCCCUUACAUGUGGUGACCCAGAACGGGGCGGAGGCGAGCUCAGUAAAGACCAAUAGCCCUGCCUACUCCGACAUCUCUGACGCAGGGGAGGAUGGGGAGGGCAAGGUAGACAGCCUCAAGUCAAAGGACCCAGAGCAGCUGGUGAAGGAAGGGGCUAAGAAAACCCUCUUUCCCCCUCAGCCGCAGAGCAAAGACUCCCCGUAUUACCAAGGCUUUGAGAGCUACUACUCUCCAAGCUAUGCCCAGUCCAGCCCCGGGGCUCUGAACCCUGGCAGCCAGGUGGGCGUGGAGAGCCAGGCCUUGAAGCCAAAAAAGGAGGAGGAGCCCGAGGGCCUGGAGGGCAAAGGGAAGAAUGACCUAUGUGAGGAAAAGAAGCCUGAUCUGAGCGGUGCCAGCCAGCAACCCUCAGUCAUCCAGCAGCGGCCCAACAUGUACAUGCAGUCGCUGUACUACAACCAGUACGCCUACGUGCCGCCCUAUGGCUACGGCGACCAGGGCUACCACGCACACCUGCUGAGCACCAACGCGGCCUACCGGCAGCAGUAUGAAGAACAGCAGAAGCGCCAGGGCCUGGAGCCACCUCGGGGCCCCGACAAGAAGGCUGAGCUGGGCCUCAAGGACCGCGAGGCUGUGCUCAAGGAGGAGUGGAAGCAGAAACCAUCCAUCCCACCAACCCUCACCAAGGCCCCCAGCCUCACGGACCUGGUGAAGUCGGGGCCUGGCAAGGCCAAGGAGCCGGGGAAUGACCCCGCCAAGUCAGUCAUCAUUCCCAAACUGGACGAUGCCUCCAGACUCCCCAGCCACACCCCGGAAGGUCUGAAGGCGAAGCUCAGCGAGGCCACCCACCUAGGAAAGGAGGCCUCGGAGGGCAAGCCAGGCACUGAGUGUGGCCGCCAGGCAGAGGUGGACCCCAUUCUCUGGUACCGACAGGAGGCAGAGCCCCGUAUGUGGACGUACGUGUAUCCUGCCAAGUACUCCGACAUCAAGUCAGAGGAUGAGCGGUGGAAAGAGGAGCGAGACCGCAAAUUGAAGGAGGAAAGGAGUCGGAGUAAGGACUCUGUCCCCAAGGAAGAUGGGAAGGAAAGCACAAGCAGUGACUGCAAGCUGCCCACGUCUGAGGAGUCCCGCCUUGGGAGCAAGGAGCCCCGACCAAGUGUCCAUGUGCCUGUGUCCUCCCCGCUCACCCAGCACCAGUCCUACAUCCCCUACAUGCACGGCUACUCCUACAGCCAGUCCUAUGACCCCAACCACCCCAGCUACCGGGGCAUGCCUGCUGUGAUGAUGCAGAACUACCCAGGUUCCUACUUGCCUUCUAGCUACUCCUUCUCCCCAUACGGCAGCAAGGUCUCAGGUGGUGAAGAUGCCGAGAAGGCACGAGCCAGCCCCAGUGUCAGUUGUAAAUCCAGCUCAGAGUCCAAAGCCCUGGACAUCUUGCAGCAGCACGCCAGCCACUACAAGAGCAAGUCCCCCACGAUAAGCGAUAAAACUUCUCAGGAGCGAGAUCGGGGAGGCUGUGGGGUGGUUGGAGGUGGUGGCAGUUGCAGCAGUGUCGGGGGAACAGGCGGAGCUGAGCGGAGUGUUGACCGGCCACGCACCUCCCCUUCCCAGCGCUUGAUGUCCACACACCACCACCACCACCACCUGGGGUACUCACUGCUCCCCACGCAGUACAACCUGCCCUAUGCAGCAGGGCUUUCUUCUACAGCCAUUGUUGCUAGCCAGCAAGGCUCAACGCCCUCGCUCUACCCACCACCCAGGAGGUGAGAAUGAACAAGUGCCCGGAUAAAGUCAGCUUCACGGGCCGGACUGCCUCACCCAAGGAGGUGCUGGAGGUGCCAUUCAGACAUCAGUUAGAUGGUGUUGGUCAUCCUGUUUGCCGUUCCAACAUGACUGAAGGCAGACCCUUGCCUAUCGCCUCCUCCAGACCCCGGACUCCCUGACCCUCCCUCUUCCUCAGGAGCUGGAGAGCUGGUACUUAGCAAAAAUAUUUAUUCUCAGCCACAACCGUGACUGCUGUGGCCUCUCUGGAGACGAAGGCAUGGGAAGCAACCAGGGGAACACGGCCUCAGCCCAGAGAAGUCCCUGCUCUGUUCCCCGGGUCCCGUUCUGCUCCCGGCGCAGUACCACCCAACCCCUGCAGGGAGGCCCCACGUACUGGGUAAGGUCUGAAGACAGCACAGCAGCCACCCCCUCUCGCUGCCAUUCCCACUGUCACCAGAUCCCACACCUCCCCAGCGGUUUGGGCCCUGGGAACUGGCAGCAUGUGGAAGAAUUAGAAUCUCAGGAAAGAAACUGGGGGCUGUUUUCUCUGUAGUUAUGAAAACAAGGUCUUCAAACACAGAGACUUCCCCUUCACUCGUGAGCACAGAUAAAUGCUCAGAGCCCAGCCUAGAGAGGGAGAUGCAGGCAUUCGCCCCACAGGGCCUUGAGCUACCCAGCAGGCAGAGGCGGGGCUUCCAACACCAGCACAGGGCUCCCGGCCGCUGCGGAGAGAGCUGGAGUGUGAACGGAGUCUGUGAAAUUGAACCUGCGUCCCACGACGUCCUGCUGCUUAUCUCCCCACUCCGUGCCCUUUUCUCUCCCGUCCUCACCCCUUGGUGCCUUUCCUAGGGGACCCCACGCCGAUUUCACCUCUUCUUUUCCAUUGCUUGGCUCUCAAGAUUCAGGCAGAUAAAGCAGUAUUCCCCCAGAAUGGGGGCCCGAGGAGUCUGCCAGCUCACCGGAGGGCAAAGCCCAGCAGGCAGGCCCGGAGCACCCAGCAGUUCUUGAGAUGUCCCGUGUGUUCAGCCAUCCGAGUAUCUGCCUCAGCUGGGGCCACAGAAGUACGCAGCCCAGUUCUGUCCACAAGUACAUGGUUUUAUAUAGCUCAGUCUGUACCUUCCGUGUGUGCCGGUGCAGGUUGUGUGUCUCUGUAACACACAGUUUCUGUGGGGGCCACCGGCUCUGGGAGGUCAUGUGUCCUCAGACCCUACGCUGACACACCUAAGCAUUGCUCACGGGAGCCAGAGUGGCUUGGGCUGUGCUCGGAGGCAGCUGACAUUUCUCUGCUCUCCUUAGAAAAAUCUCUCUGGGUCAGAGCUUUAUGUUUGUGCACUGAGAAGGUGAUGAUGAUUUGGUAGCUCCCCAAAGUGUGGGAGCUUUCGCUUCUUCUUACUUUUCUGAGGCAUCACGCCUCUGUUCUCCCCUCCUGUCUUUCCUUAGCCCUCCAGAUUAAGAGAAAGACCAACAGACACCAGCCUAGGCUAAAGAAGGGUGCUUUGCAACCAGAGUGCCAAAAGAGACCGCUGAGAGCAGGAAGGUGGUUCUGACCUAAUCUGAGAGCGGAGCGCUGGGGCCAGUAAGCACAAUUCCCAGUGAGGGUAGUGUCUAAGAACCGGAGCUCCUCUGCGACCCACAGACGUUCCUCUAGGUUUUUCCGUGUCUUUGCUUUUGUUUAAAGUUGGGUCCUGAGCUCCCCACAAAGCUCAUUGUUUUAGACCUAUUUUCAGGGCCCCUGACAGCCUCGCUCAGCCCUCAUUCCUCUGCUGCCCCAGUGGGCAGUGCCCCGAGCAGUCCCCUCCCUUCCAUCCGUGGAAGCUGCUGGUGUGGACACCUUCACCCACCUGACCUGGGCCGCCCUCCCAAGAGGGUGACCAGCUUUCAGCCUGCCUUUGCCUGCCAGGCUCCUGUGGGUGGAGCCACUCACCCAUCUCUACUCCUGUUUUUGACUGUUGUUGUGUGUUUUGUAUCUGUGGCGCUGGCCUGCAGCGUGCUCUGUACAUAGUGUAAAGAAACCACUGGAGCAGUUUCCUUACUCUCCCGGCAGGAGUGAGUCCACGUUCCUGCUCUUUCCAGUUUGUUCUGUAACAGAGAGGAGGGCCUUCUGUCUUUGCAGGGCAGCUGAGUUCUGCAGAAGGGAACGGCUGAUUCUUAAAAUUUUCCCUUAAAAAAACAUAGCCAGGUCUCCCCUGGAGUGUAGGGGCUGCCCAGAGGAGCAAGGGAAAGCCCCGGUGGCAGACGGCACUGUCUGCCCUGCUCCGGCCUGGGUCACCCCUCACUUUGGAGUGACAGGCGGCGGCUAUGGCGUCCCUUGCCACAUGCUGAGUGAGGGGUUUUCUGUUCACCUCCAGCUUCUCUCUAUGAAAGGAACAGCACCUGUGACACCCGGGACAGACUCAAAGGGAGAAGACAGCGCAGCUCCUCACCCCCACAUGCAAAGUCUGGGCAAGGUCGUUGCUGGGACCAAGGCCACCAGGCUGAGCCCCUCUCUGAGCCACCCCUGCCAGGCCCUGCCGGGAAGGAUAGUUGGGCUUAGAGAGCUGCUCUUUAGGGUCCACAUCUGCUUCUUCCUAUUUAAGGUGUGAGAGUUCCCGUCACCCGGCCCUGCCUUAUACAUGGACGUGUACAUGUAUGAAGUGUCCCGCUCUCGCCCCACUCUCCACACACCUCAAGGUCAAAGGGCCACACACACAAGGCUACGAGGGCGCCCUGCGAAAUGAAGUGGUCCGCUCUUGAAUCUCCUCUCCAGGCUCCAGGGCAGGGUGGGGCUUAGCUUCAGCAGUUGGGGGUGAAGACUGCAGAAGGGCUAGAGAACGGGAUACAGGCUUUAUGGCCCCCUCGCGUCACUUACUACCACACAUACCCUAUCGCCAUCCCAGUGUCUACUCUGAUGCCCCUAAGAUUCAACUGGGCAGCUAGCUGGCCCCACAAUUCUGGGCCUCUGUUAUUUGUUUUAUGGCGAGGGCUCCCCCGGAAGCUUUCCAGUGAUUCCCACUGUGGGCCCCUCCUGGGAUCAAGCCCCUCCCAGCCCUGUCUCCGCCCCUCCUGCCCCAGCCCGCCCGCUUGCCUUGGUGCUCAGCCCUCCCCUCGGGAGCAGGUUGGGGCAAGCUGGAGGCCCGGGCUGGAGGGGCACGUUGCUGUUCAUAGCUUUUGUUCCAUUGGCGUUGCUCUGUUGGGUUUAAUUUCAGUCUUCCUGAUUCUUCCCUUCUGUAAAGUGUACAUUACCAAGUUCCUUGUUUUUUUAUAUAUAUAUAUAAAUAUAUAUAUAUACAAACUGUACUCUUUUUGCCUUUGUACAUUCAGGCAAGAAGAGAAAAUAAAUCUUUUUAAGAGACAAUCACAAAUCUGUGAGGGCUGCUGAUUAUUUCUCCUGAAGUUUGCUGCUGAGCUGCUUCCUCCCUUCUCCCCACUUUUCUGUCCUCCCUCAACUUCCCUGCCUUCCUGGUGUCGUGCUCCAUACGGGUCCUCAGCUUCCCCCGCCCUGGCUGACGGCGAGCUGCCGAGUCCCGUCCAGACUGCCUGCCCUGUCCCCCUCCCCCACCCAGCACUGUCCUCUGACCUGGCCACUGGCUUCGCCUGGGAGCUUUAUGCUGUGCCCUGGCCCUCUCCUCACCCUUGGAUCCCACUCACCAACAUGGCUUUGGACACUUGCUGUCAAACUACGCAGCUGGGAGCUCUCUGCCUAAGAGUUCGCACUGUUUAAACCUGCAUGGGAGUCAGGAUGGAUGGUUGGCAGGAAUGUGGGGAAACUACUUCCAACGCUGUUUCCCCCUGCCCAGCCAUUCCAGCUUCUGGGUGCUCUGAUCCAGAGCCCACUGGGCCGUUCCUGUCGGGUGGACUACUGUGGUCACCCCAUUGGAACAAGGGCUAAUGGUUUAUGGGUCAGGAGCAUGGGGUCAGACUCUCAAAGGGCCGUACCUUCUGAAACAGCCCCAUCAGGCCCCUGUUCAGCCUCUUUCCACCCACCUUCCUCCUACCCCUUUUCCUUUUUCUCUACUUCUUUAAUUGGCUUUGGAAUUGAAGUAUAUUUUUAAAUUAUUUGUUGUAUUUAUUGAAUAAAGUUUUUAAUGUCCCUGUUCUUAAAUUUAGA